Diabrotica virgifera virgifera (western corn rootworm) is the source of this 1306-nucleotide messenger RNA. RefSeq lists its product as uncharacterized. The record is from RefSeq and is a predicted model, not a curated record. The transcript is spliced from 2 exons. NCBI's taxonomy places the organism in Eukaryota, Metazoa, Arthropoda, Insecta, Coleoptera, Chrysomelidae. Bases 135 to 785 code for a protein of 216 amino acids.
UUUUUUAAGAAAAACAUUAGUUACGAACUGAUCGAGCUAGUUUGACGUUGAUGAAGUAUAUUCAAAGUUGAAUACUAUACGAGUAUUCAAGUUGAAUAUUUUUUUGUUACCGAAAGCUCUAUUAUUGCACAACUAUGGAAUGGAAAAUAAUCACCAUGGCUAUAAUCCUGUUUCAGGUUUCAUGUGUUUCGCCAGCAGUAAUACCAGAGGAAUAUAAUAGUCAACUCCAUAGUCUACAUGAAGAAAUCGUAACAGAAAUCACAGAAUUUUCUCUAAUUUUAGUUAACGGCAAAGAUAGGUUGAAAUCAAUUGUCUACGGAGCUAAAGAAUCACUUGAGUCUGAAUUAGAACAACUCAAACAAUACAUGAGAGAAACCAAGGUGGAUGCAGCAGAUGAAAAUAAAGAUAUUUCUAGUUGCUUAGAUGAAAAUGUUUUAGAUACGAUAGACAUAAGUAACAUAGAUAUUUGUGAUCAAAUACCUUUCACACAACGCAUUGAAGGUAUGGCCAACGAUUUAGAUAUCAGACAAAAAGAGUUUUAUUCGGAUAUGAACAGUUGUACGAAAGAAAAAACUGAAGAAGGUACAAAUGACUGUUUGGAUGGGAAAAUAGACGAAUGGAAAAGAAAUCUCAAAUCGUGUAAACUUUUGGAAACAACUUUGCUGGAAACUGCAUACGAAUUAAGUUUGCGAUGUACGGAGAUAAGUUUAAAUCAGAUCGAUAAAAAUAUUAUUUUCAUAGCCAGAAAUUUCACCAGCUGUGUAGAUGAAAUUCUAGAAUAUUAAAAUUAUCACUAUUUACGAAUGUACCUGGCUGUGUGAUAUUUAUUAUAAAAAUAAAGGACAGCGUACGCAUCAGAAAAUGUAAUGCGACAAAAUGUAGAUAAUAAUUGCGCCAACUCUGAAUUUUUAUCAAUGACGGCGUAAAUUGAUAUAAAAAAAAUUUAAAGUCAAAUGGGUAGGUACAUAAGAUAGAGAGAGAAAAAAAGAUUUUGUGAGAAGGGACUUCAUAAGUAUUUCUGUAGGCAUUAAUGACUCUUAUCUUAUAGAUAAUAAAUGACAAUGCAUUUCCAGUGAAGCAACGCAUAAUAAGGGUCAGCCAUCCCGCUUUGUUAAGCAAUUGUCAUAGCAAUAAUAUAAUUUAGUCCAAUAGUAUUAUUUAUCAAUAGGACAUUUUUAUGGAGUUAUUAUUAAUCAAAAUUCCGAGUUAGCGCAAUGAUAUAAAAUGAUUUUAAUUUCAAGACUAAUCUAUUCAUGUAAAUUAUAAUUCAUUAUAAUAUUUAAAUGACAUUAAAUUUUUCAUAAGA